UCACCCCGGCGGUGACGUCCCAAGCGCAACAAUUAGUUCGAGAAAAUAUAUUUAAUUUUAACUGAAAAUAAUCAUAUUAAUUAGUUAUAAUGUCUGUGUAUCGCUUUAAUCGUUUAGUUUAGUUAGAUUUGAUAAUGUGCAAUAAGGACUUUGUUACGAAAAGGAAAAUGGCGGACACGCAAAUUUCGAUUUGAAUUUAGAAUGUCCUUCUUCUUUCCUUCAUAAAAUAAGUAACAAAUUCUUUGGCAUUAAUGUGCCAGUGCUGAAUCGGUUUUCAGCAUAGAGUAUCGGUUCGCGAGUGCAAGGACACGAGUUUAAUCGAUAGUACCGGCAUCGAUGGCCAGUUGAAUCCGGCGCUCGGCUGGGCGUACUGCUCCCGUGACAUACCGACUGUUCAUGUCGCUGAAGGAGCAGUAGAUUGACGUCUCUCGAAGAGAUGACGACCGAAACGGCGACGCCGAACCAGGCGGACGCCAGCACGGCGUUCCUGCGUGCGGCUCGCGCCGGACAAAUAGAGAAGAUCAUCAGCCUUCUGGAGCAAGGAGUCGACAUUAACGUUAGCAAUGCUAAUGGCCUCAAUGCAAUUCACCUAGCUUCAAAGGACGGGCAUGUGGAAGUUGUCCGCGAGUUGCUGCAGCGUGGUGCUGCGAUCGACGCGGCGACUAAGAAGGGGAACACCGCCCUACACAUCGCUUCCUUAGCAGGACAAGAGGCUGUGGUCAAACUAUUGGUGCAGAAUGGUGCCCAGGUUAACAUCCAAUCUCAGAAUGGCUUCACGCCUUUGUACAUGGCUGCGCAAGAAAAUCAUGAUGGUGUUGUCAAGUUUUUACUAGCAAAUGGCGCUAACCAGAGUCUCGCUACUGAGGAUGGGUUCACACCGUUGGCGGUGGCAAUGCAGCAAGGUCACGAGAAAGUGGUGGCCGUACUGUUGGAGGCGGAUACGCGCGGUCGUGUGCGCCUGCCCGCGCUGCAUAUCGCCGCCAAGAAAGACGACGUUAAGGCCGCCAAUUUGUUACUAGAGAAUGAACAUAACCCAGACGUGACUUCAAAAUCUGGCUUCACGCCACUUCACAUCGCGGCCCACUACGGCAACGAGUCGGUAGCGCGCCUACUGCUGGCCAAGGGAGCUGAUGUCAACUGUGCGGCUAAACACAACAUAUGUCCUCUGCACGUUGCCGCUAAGUGGGGCAAAGAAAACAUGGUGUCAUUGCUAUGCGACAACGGUGCCAACGUGGAGGCUCGCACGCGGGACGGCCUCACGCCGCUACACUGCGCCGCGCGCUCCGGACACGAGCGCGUUGUAGAGACCUUGCUGGACAGGGGCGCGCCUAUCACUAGCAAGAGCAAGAACGGUCUAGCUCCCCUGCACAUGGCGGCGCAAGGUGACCACGCAGAAGCAGCUAGAGUUCUGCUCUCCCGACGAGCUCCAGUCGAUGACGUCACAGUGGACUACCUGACCGCGCUACAUGUCGCCGCUCACUGCGGACAUGCUAAAGUUGCCAAGUUGCUACUUGACAGAAAUGCUGAUGCGAACGCGCGAGCUCUGAACGGAUUCACUCCCUUACACAUAGCUUGUAAGAAGAAUAGAAUUAAGGUUGUGGAACUACUCCUCAAGUAUGGAGCAAGUAUCCAAGCGACCACGGAGUCAGGUCUGACUCCUCUCCAUGUGGCUGCGUUCAUGGGCUGCAUGAACAUCGUGAUCUACCUGCUGCAGCACGAGGCCAAUCCUGACGUGCCCACGGUCAGGGGAGAGACGCCUCUACAUCUAGCGGCAAGGGCCAACCAGACUGACAUAAUCCGGAUUUUACUCCGCAAUGGUGCGGCGGUGGAAGCGAAGGCGCGCGAGCGUCAGACGCCGCUACACAUCGCGUCUCGCCUCGGCAAUGUUGACAUCGCGGUGUUGCUGCUGCAGCAUGGCGCUGACGUGCGCGCUCUCACUGCAGACCACUAUAACGCCCUGCAUAUCGCCGCUAAACAACACAAUCAUGAUGUUGCCGCGGCUUUGAUCGAGCACAACGCACCCCUAACAGCGACCACAAAGAAAGGUUUCACUGCUCUGCAUCUAGCCGCUAAAUAUGGAAACUUAAAGGUUGCCAAUCUUCUGCUGGCGCACGGCGCGUCACCCGACCAGGCGGGCAAGAAUGGCAUGACGCCAUUGCACGUCGCCGCGCAGUAUGACCAGCAAGCGGUCGCCACCACAUUGCUGGAGAAGGGCGCUGAUGCCAAGGCAGUAGCAAAGAACGGGCACACGCCGCUGCACAUCGCGUCCCGUAAGAACCAGAUGGAGACCGCGGCCACAUUACUGGAGUACGGAGCUCUCACUAACGCCGAGUCUAAAGCUGGAUUUACACCACUGCAUCUCGCAGCUCAACAGGGUCACACAGAAAUGUGUGCGUUGCUAUUGGAGCAUGGCGCCGAGGUGGACCAGCAGGCCAAGAAUGGCCUGGCUGCCAUACACCUGGCCGCACAAGAAGACCGUGUGCCAGUCGCGCAGCUGCUCGUCAAGAAUGGCGGACAGGUUGAUAUAUGCACUAAGGGUGGGUAUACACCGCUGCACAUCGCCAGUCACUACGGCCAGGCUAACAUGGUGCGCUAUCUGCUAGAAAACGGCGCCUCCAUCAAAGCUCAGACCAAUCAUGGUUACACUGCGCUGCACCACGCCGCUCAACAAGGUCACAUCAACAUUGUCAAUAUCCUGCUCGAACACAAGGCUGAUCCAAAUGCUAUCACUGUUAAUGGUCAAACUCCAUUAGACAUAGCAUCCAAGCUUGGCUACGUCACAGUGAUGGAGACCCUCAAGGAAGUAUCAGACCCCUCCAUCAGCGCAGCCUCGCAGGAGAAAUACAAAGUGGUCGCGCCGGAGACAAUGCUGGAAACAUUUAUGUCUGACUCGGAAGAAGAAGGUGGUGAAGAUACAAUUUUGAAUGACCAACCAUACCGCUAUUUGACAGCGGAUGAUAUGAAGUCAUUAGGAGAUGACUCCUUACCCAUUGACGUCACCAAAGAUGAGAGAACAGAAUCGGCCAUGAGCCAUAAGAACAUCAUGGAGAUAUCUCAAGGAUCAGUGAACGGCAUCCCAUACCAGCCUCAACAAGAGGUGGUGGUGAAGAGCAUCAGCCGGUACAGCACCGCACAGGCGCCCAAGGGAUACUGCUACAACGUCGAUCCCACGCAACCCAAAAAGAAACUACAAUGGAAAAAUUUCCUGGUGUCAUUCCUGGUGGACGCGCGCGGCGGCGCCAUGCGGGGAUGUCGCGGCGGCGGAGUGCGCGUCAUAGUGCCGCCACUCUCCGCCCAGCAACCUACCAGGAUCACCUGCAGAUAUCUGAAGCCAUCUCGUAUCAACCACAUGCCGCCGCUGAUGGAGGGCGAGGCGCUGGCAGCUCGCGUUCUCGAAAUGGGCCCUGUUUCCGCUAAGUUCUUGGGUCCUGUGAUAUUGGAGGUGCCACACUACGCGUCACUGCGCGGCAAGGAGCGCGAGAUCGUCAUACUGCGCUCUGACAACGGCACCAGCUGGCGAGAGCACAGCGCGGAUGCCACUGAUGAUGUCGUACAGGAUAUACUGCACGAAACAUUAGAGAUUGAAGAAACCAACGACGAGGAGAAAGGUUGGGACGCGCCGCGCAUCACUCGUAUACUCACACACGACUUCCCGCAGUACUUUGCUGUCAUCUCUCGUAUCCGACAAGAGGUGCACGCUAUUGGACCUGAAGGUGGAAUGGUAUCAAGUUCCGUGGUACCUCAAGUGCAGGCGGUCUUCCCUCAGGGUGCGUUGACGAAGAAGAUUAAAGUUGGCCUCCAGGUAAACUUGUUCAAACCACGGAAAGGUGUGAAAGAUAUGAAUUUGAAAAAGAUAACCGUUAAUAAUGUAUCUAAAAAGAAACGUUUUUCUUUAAUUUGGUAGUA
Messenger RNA from Papilio machaon (common yellow swallowtail), 3906 nucleotides. RefSeq names its product ankyrin-3. Gene Ontology annotation, cellular component: neuron projection; plasma membrane. The transcript has 26 exons. Gene Ontology annotation, molecular function: cytoskeletal adaptor activity; transmembrane transporter binding; spectrin binding. Gene Ontology annotation, biological process: protein localization to plasma membrane. Lineage: Eukaryota; Metazoa; Arthropoda; Insecta; Lepidoptera; Papilionidae. The record is from RefSeq and is a predicted model, not a curated record. The coding region runs from base 437 to 3904 and encodes 1155 amino acids.